AUGGCGCCGGCGGGCAUCCCGGCGCAGCCGAUCUGCUUCGAUCUCGCUCCCGUGCCGAUGCAGCCUCAUCGGACGCAGGCGUCGACCCGCUCCGAUGCGGUGCUGGUAUCCCGGCCGUGGCAGGAGAAUGCGCUGAAGGGCUACUCGUCCAGCCUGGAGGCCAAGAGCGGGCGGGUGAACGCCCUGAUGGCCAAGCUGGCGGGCGGCGAGCGCCUAGAGCGAGAGGAGGAGAUCGAGAUGAUCCGGUGCAUGACCGAGUCCAACGACAUGUGGCGCGCGACCAACCUGCGGCUCCGGUUCGCCGACGACUUCCAGGCGGUCGAGCUCUUCAUGCUGAUGGAGGCCUUGCUGCAGCAGGAGGGCCUGUCCGUGGACAUCUCGAAGGGUAAGAAGCGGCACACGCAUAGAUCGGAAGGAACGACUUGGUGGUUAGUGCGAUAG
Prorocentrum cordatum is the source of this 441-nucleotide messenger RNA. Lineage: Eukaryota; Dinophyceae; Prorocentrales; Prorocentraceae. The record is from the annotation of a GenBank genome assembly.